GUUCAUUUCACAAUUCGACUGUUCUCGGAACACAUACCUUUUUUGCUUCCCAAAAAAUUUAUUUGUUCUCCAAAUCUAAGAUAUUUAAAUUAGUAUUGUUGAAAUUAGCCACAGCGAAUAAUUUGUGAACAUGUCUAGGAACUAUGGACCUGGACCUGGAGCCUACAUGCUACCCAGCAGUUUUGGACAAAAAGGACCUCAGUUCUCCUUCGGCCGCAGAAUUGACCGCAAAAGAGAUGAAAAACCUGGUCCGGGUCCUGCUGCUUAUAAGGUGGAUAAAGUGACACGCUACGGAAACGCGGAGGGUCCACAGUUUUCCAUGUAUGUUAGGAACUCCAAGAUGAAACCCCUUCCCAUUCGAUUGUCUUGAAGAUUCGAUCCUGAUUCCGUAUUUAGUAAUGAAGUUUCUAAAACAGUCGAUAUUGUGAUCCGGUUGUCCACUCAAUUCGCCCGCAUUGCAUUUCCAAUUUGCUUCAAUUAAUGCCCAAGACAUUGAUGCACAAUUUCCAUUCAAAUCGAUGCCAUGGCAACGGGGAUUGCUAAUCGCCCUUAACUCGGCAAUUAAUUCGACGACAUAUUCAAUUCGAAUGGAGAUGGGUGAUGGGCAAUGGAUGGACCAAAUGCAAAUCGGCGGCGGGGGUGGAGAAUCGGGAAAUGGUAAUAAUGACAGUCUGUGGUAGCUGGUGGCAUGAGAAUUGAUACACAAUGCGGCGACAACCACUUGUUGGACCUGUUGGAAGAGCCUUUGGUCAGGACACUACUUCUCAUCACUUCAGGACGAGAGCUUAGAUGAGGGCACUUCAGCUGUUGGUCGGCUUUGUGAAUGUGCCCGAGUGGACAGAAGGACUGGUGGAACUGUAAUGAAGCCGCCGGCCUAAGUAACUCACUUUGCAGUCCAGGCCAGUCGUCUACUGAGUGACUGAACCGCGCCAAAGGAGCAGCUUCUGGCAUCUAAGCGAAAGCCUGUUAUUUUCCUCGCUGCCUGUAAUAAUCACACAGUAAACAGGCAGCGGUCAGAAGACUUGACUGGGGUGGGGAUGGCCUGGAUACACUGAGAAAAAUGUCUGCUGUUUGUUACAUUAAACAAAUUACAUGCU
This is a messenger RNA of Drosophila melanogaster (fruit fly), 1097 nucleotides long. RefSeq lists its product as uncharacterized. The transcript is spliced from 3 exons. The record is from RefSeq and is marked reviewed. Bases 131 to 370 code for a protein of 79 amino acids. Lineage: Eukaryota; Metazoa; Arthropoda; Insecta; Diptera; Drosophilidae.